AUGAGCCGAUCAAGACAUGUGGGCAAGAUAAGGAAACGGCUAGAGGAGAUCAAGAAUCAGUCAGUCAGGCCAACAAAAGCAGAUUUCAGCCACCAUGAAAGUGUAAGACUAGCUACUGAUGCCCUGUUGGAUGGUGGGACUGAAUCUUAUCUCCGAGCCUUAAAUGAAGAAGGAGAGGUGGAUUUUCUGUCAUCUGUGGAAGCUCAGUAUAUCAAGAAAAAUGCCAGAGAGCCUUACUAUGCUAACGAAUCUCCCACAGAGAGGGAGACUGGACCAAGUCAGAAUGGUGCUGGCUCUCUCCAGUCAGGAACAUACUUCCCUAUAUCUGAAGGCAGUGAACCAGCCCUGCUUCACACAUGGAGCACAGCAGAGAAGCCCUAUCUAAAGGAGAAAUCCAGUGCCACUGUGUAUUUCCAAACAGAGAAGAACAGCAACAUCAGAGACAUUAUACGCCGCUGCAUCAGCAAGACCAGUCAGGUUCUGGCCAUUAUGAUGGAUAUUUUCACUGAUACUGAGAUAUUCUGUGAUGUGCUGGAGGCGGCUAACAAACGAGGUGUUUUUGUCUAUCUGUUGCUUGAUCAAAGCAACAUAAAGCUCUUCAGUGAGAUGUGCGACAAGGUGCAGAUUGCAGAGGAUCACUUCAAGAAUAUUUCAGUCCGAAGUGUUACUGGAGAGGUUUACUGUGCCAAGUCAGGCAGGAAAUUCUCAGGGCAAAUCCAGGAAAAAUUCAUCAUCUCUGAUUGGAGAUAUGUUCUCUCUGGAUCAUACAGCUUCACAUGGCUGUGUGGCCAGGUUCACCGGAACUUCCUUUCCAAGUUCACUGGCCAAGUUGUAGAGCUCUUUGAUGAAGAGUUUCGACACCUCUAUGCUUUGUCCAAGCCAGUGAUGGGACUGAGAUCUCCCACACACACAGUGCCCUUCUUGCUAAACACAACUACCACCCAAGGCAGCCUCACUAGCAGCAGUAGCCAGGGAAGUGCCAAUACUCCUUCAGAUCCAUUCAGUAGCUUGUCAGCCAAUAGCACAUAUCAAACCAAACAGCCCCCCAGUACUCACAUGUACAGCAGCAACCCAACAUCACAGUCACCACUUCAUAGAGGUAACUCCUUCCAUGGCUACACCUCAUUCAUGUCAACCCAACCAUGGAAGACCAUCCAGACCCACUACUAUCAAUGGCAGCAUGUUGCUGAUGCCCCCACACUCCUUUAUAAUAAUGUUAACAUCUACAAACCUAUGCAACUUAGACAAGAUGAUGUAAACAGGUCCAGAUUAAACCCAUUGUGGAGAUGCCUUCACAAAGCUGACAAGAUUAUGUAA
Gopherus evgoodei (Goodes thornscrub tortoise) is the source of this 1317-nucleotide messenger RNA. It is a transcript of the gene SACK1A, whose product is annotated as family with sequence similarity 83 member A. Gene Ontology annotation, biological process: epidermal growth factor receptor signaling pathway. The record is from RefSeq and is a predicted model, not a curated record. Lineage: Eukaryota; Metazoa; Chordata; Testudines; Testudinidae. The coding region runs from base 1 to 1317 and encodes 438 amino acids. The transcript has 4 exons.